Molecule: messenger RNA, 3671 nt
Organism: Castor canadensis (American beaver)
Lineage: Eukaryota; Metazoa; Chordata; Mammalia; Rodentia; Castoridae
Gene: Grap2
Product: GRB2 related adaptor protein 2
Molecular function (GO): protein binding
Source: RefSeq, a predicted model, not a curated record
GAAAGGCUGUCACUGGCUGUAUUUCCUGUUCCUGGUGUCUUGGGGUUCGAAAACGAUCAGUGAACCAGAUCUCAAAGGCUCCAGCGGCUGUUGCUGCAAACAGGAGCUCACCCUUGUCAUACGCAGCCCUCGCCAGUUGACUGAGCCUUGCUUGACCUGCGGACAAUCACUCAGCCACUCUCCUGCCUACUGCUGAGACUGCCAGGCAGUGCCAUCUGCUCUGCCGCCUUUCCCUGGCUGAAAGACACAAUGACCACGUUAUUUGUCUUCCAGCUUCACCUCAAGACAUGGAAGCUGUAGCCAAGUUUGAUUUCGUGGCCUCAGGUGAGGAUGAACUGAGCUUUCAUGCUGGCGAUGUCCUGAAGAUCUUAAGUAACCAGGAGGAGUGGCUCAAGGCAGAGCUUGGGAGCCAAGAAGGAUAUGUGCCCAAGAAUUUUAUAGACAUCCAGUUUCCUGAGUGGUUUCAUGAAGGCCUCUCGAGACACCAGGCAGAAAGCUUACUAAUGGGCAAGGAGGUUGGUUUCUUCAUCAUCCGGGCCAGCCAGAGCUCGCCAGGUGACUUCUCCAUCUCUGUCAGGCAUGAGGAUGAUGUUCAACACUUUAAGGUCAUGCGAGACAAUAAGGGUAACUACUUCCUGUGGACUGAGAAGUUUCCAUCCUUAAAUAAGCUGGUGGACUACUAUCGAACAACAUCCAUCUCUAAACAGAAGCAGAUCUUCCUGCGGGAUAGAACCCAAGAGGACCAGGGUCGCCGGGGCAACAGUGUGGACCGGAGGUCCCAGGGAGGCCCAUCCCUCAGUGGGGCUGGGGGAGAGGAGGUCCGGCCUGCCAUGAACCGAAAGCUGUCAGAUCAUCCGCCUCCCCUUCCCUCACAGUACCACCACCAUCAGCAGCCCCCUCAGUUUCCUCCAGGAUCGCAGCCCCCUCUGCAGCAGCGGUAUACACAGCACCAUCAUUUUCAUCAGGACCGCCGUGGAGGCAGCCUGGACAUAAACGAUGGGCACUGUGGCGUGGGCACAGGCAGCGAAAUGAACACUGCCCUCAUGCAUCGGCGACACACAGACCCUGUACAACUCCAGGUGGCAGGGCGUGUGCGCUGGGCCCGGGCACUGUAUGACUUCGAAGCCCUGGAGGAGGACGAGCUGGGAUUCCGCAGUGGAGAGGUGGUUGAAGUCUUGGACAGCUCCAACCCAUCCUGGUGGACUGGCCGACUGCACAACAAACUGGGCCUCUUCCCUGCCAACUACGUGGCACCCAUGAUGCGAUGAACCCUUCUGGGUGGGGGCUUCAGGAGCUUUUGUCUGAAGCUGCCCAUAAGAGAGAGGACCAGGGGAGAGGCUGGGCUGCGUGACUACAUAUACAUGCACAUAGGAUGAUGUAUAUUAUGCUCAUGUAUACACACAAUGUAUAUAUGUAUGCCUAUGCGUGUACACAUUUUAUGAUAGUAAUUUAUUGGCAAUUGAAUUGGUGAAUUAGUUGAUGUGAGAGGGAACUCAGGUGCAGAAUGAUAUACUUCUUUUUCUGCUCUCCUCAGAGGUGUGAGAAGGCAAUGAGAGAGUGGAGAAGGAGGGCAGGGAAAUGAAGCAGGACUUCUUCCUGUCCUUGAAUUUGCGUCACUGCCUUCCAGGCUUGGGAAUUUCCCAGGGUGUACACACAGAACACAGGGUGGAACUGGACUUGGUGGGGCAUGUCCUAGCUCACCUGCAAGUCUUACUCACCUGGAGGGUGUGCAGGGUAGCUUCCCUUCAGUUCUCCACGGAGUAGGCACUGCCCUAUUGAGAACUCAGGUGCCGCGGAUCCAUGGCCACUGACACCAAGCAAGUCUGAGCAGGGAGCAGGCACUUUACAGAAUCUGGGAUUCUGCUUUCUUUGCAAGGCUGGCCUCUAGCCAUGCCCCCUGAGACUUUCAUCCUCCUCUAAUCCAUGUCCCUGGGGCAGUCCUGUUCCCCAUGGCUGAUGGGAGAGUGUCUCCAACAUGGAGUCACAGAGACAUUGUGAGGAACCAAGCUCUGGGGAACAGAGGGAUUCUUCACAGAUCUGCCGUGGCUUACCUGGAUAUAACCUCCAUGCUUCAUGUCCCCAGUUGCAAAGAAAGCAGAAUCCCAGACUCUAUAAAGUGCUUGGAAAAGCCCUGGCUAAGAAUUCAGAACUUACAGUCAUCAUUUUUGUGGCUACUGGAGUGUCUCUGCAGCGUUCUGCUCCUUUUCCCUCUUGAUUUUCUGUUUGAAGGUGCCUUGCCCAGUGGCUAGAAGGAAGCCAAGAACAUUGACUAGGGAUGGACAGAUCGAUAGAUAGAUUGAAUCUGACCCCAAGAAAGAGCUGGCUUUGAAAUGAGCUUCCUGUUCAAUCGUACUGUUGCACCACUGCUGGCCUCCCCUCUCCCAAGAGUUGUACCUGGGGAGAAGAACCUCAUUGCCACUGUCCCUUCUUGUCAUCUCAAACUAGAAAUUUGUGUGUCCUGGUGACACCCUGGGUGUAUGAAGCACAGAUCAGCCCGUCUGGGAGGAAAGGGGCACUCAGUGCCUUUGUGGAGCCUGGGAGCAAACACAUCUGCACACAGGACACUUAUAAGGAUAUGUGUAUGUGUGUGUGUAUGCAUACCUGUGCAUGUCUGUGGUGUGUACAUGUAAAGAUGUGGGCACUUAUGUACAUGUAUGUACGUGUGUGUACGCACACAUGCUGAGAAGGGCUGUGGUGAAAGUGUUGGUAAGGGUGCAUGGUAGGGGCGCCUGUUCUUUAUUUCCUCUCUCCAGCCCUUCCAGCUUUAGGAAGGGACUUCAGCCAUCACUGAAGAUAAUAGAAGAGAGAUUUUGGCUCAGAAGUGACUGCCAGUAGUGUACACUCCGUUCCUGUGACUGAUUCUAUGAUUCUCUGAUCCCUAGGCUCCCUUUAGAGAGAAGAGGGGAGAAAGGGACUCUGUGGUGGAGACUGGGGGAAGAGAAAAGGGCCUGAAAGUGGCAGGGGAAGCAGAGUGUGAGAGAGAAGUGGCUGCAGCCGCGGGAAGCAAAGUCAGGGAAGGAAGAGCAGCGAAGACAUUCCAGAGCCUCACAUGAGAAGCAGAGGGAGGAGAGGGAGCAAGAGGUCAGGCAGGAUAGUGUUAUGAGGCCUUGGGCACCCAGUGCAGGAGGGAGGGGCCAAGCUGGGUGGAAAGGGUGAAACAAAGCAAGGCAAAGAACCAAGAAGCCCCAAGAAGAAAAAGAACAGGAGAAAGGGAGCCAAGACAGACGACCUCUUCAGUUACCUUGGUGCUAGGUAAUGUGAGACAUUACAGUAAAUAAAAGCCAAAAGUAAUGUUUGAUUUCACAGUAUUUGCAAACCAUAUGCUUUAAACAGCCCACAAACUUCAUCCAUUUGUCUGAGUCUGUGGGAGGAACAGCCCUGGUGAAGACAGAGACAAAUGACUCAGUUCUGGUCUAGAUCUUGUGCCUUAAAAACACUUUGUGAGAAGGCAGUAGUAAUAAAGCAACUGUCCCUGUUUUGCCAGAAGGUAUCUGUUGUCUGUGUGGUGUAGCCUUCAGGUGGGGGACAGGAGAACACCAAGCUGUGGCAGGGGUCCUUGGCCUAGAGAAGCUGAUCACAUGAAUGGGUGAUAUGGACAGAGCUUUCAGAACCCAUGCAAACAAGUUCAAGCAAGGCUCAUUGUGGGAGUAAGUGGGGAUAUUUUUUUACUA